Messenger RNA from Chaetomium globosum CBS 148.51, 1647 nucleotides. Its product is annotated as threonine synthase. Gene Ontology annotation, molecular function: pyridoxal phosphate binding; threonine synthase activity. The record is from RefSeq and is a predicted model, not a curated record. The transcript has 3 exons. The coding region runs from base 1 to 1647 and encodes 548 amino acids. Gene Ontology annotation, biological process: L-threonine biosynthetic process. NCBI's taxonomy places the organism in Eukaryota, Fungi, Ascomycota, Sordariomycetes, Sordariales, Chaetomiaceae.
AUGUCCAACGGCGUCCCCCCCAACGGGCCCUCCGCGCCGACGCACACCCAGUCGCAGCGCUAUCUCAGCACGCGGGGCGAUGACAGCGGUCUCUCCUUCGAGGAAGUCGUCCUCAAGGGUCUCGCCUCCGAUGGCGGCCUAUACAUCCCCGAACAUGUCCCCGCCGCGGCGCAAUGGGAGUCCUGGAAGGACCUCUCGUUUGUUGACCUCGCCUUCAACGUUUUGUCUCUCUACGUCUCUCCCUCCGAGAUUCCCGCCGAGGACCUCAAGGAUAUCAUCCGCCGCAGUUAUUCCACCUUCCGCGCCGACGAUGUCACCCCCCUAGUACACCUACAGGACAACAUCCACCUGCUAGAGCUCUUUCACGGGCCGACAUUCGCCUUCAAGGACGUGGCCCUGCAGUUCCUCGGCAACCUGUUCGAGUACUUCUUGGUGCGCCGGAACGAGGGGAAGACAGGGCGGGACAGGUAUCACCUCACCGUGGUGGGCGCGACAAGCGGUGACACGGGUUCGGCCGCCAUUUACGGCCUGCGGGGGAAGAAAGAUGUCUCAGUUUUCAUGCUCCAUCCCAAGGGCCGUGUGAGCCCAAUUCAGGAGCUCCAAAUGACCACCGUGCUGGACGCCAACGUCCACAACCUCGCCGUGACGGGCAACUUUGACAAUUGCCAGGAUAUCGUGAAGGCCCUUUUUGCCGAUCCCGACAUCAACUCGACCCACAAACUCGGCGCCGUCAACUCGAUCAACUGGGCGCGCAUCUUGGCCCAGAUAGUCUAUUACUUCCACUCGUACUUCUCCCUAGCCCGCCAACAGCCGGACUCCUUUAAGAUCGGCGACAAGGUUCGCUACUCGGUCCCCUCGGGUAACUUCGGCGACAUCCUGGCCGGCUAUUUUGCCCACCGCAUGGGCCUGCCCGUCGACAAGUUUGUCAUCGCGACCAACGAGAACGACAUCCUCGAUCGGUUCUGGAAGACGGGCCGGUACGAGAAGCAGGCCAGCUACGGCUCCGCAGCCGAGGGCGGCCUCGAAUCCGACGGCGUCAAGGCUCACGAGGACGGAGUCAAGGAGACCCUCUCCCCGGCCAUGGACAUCCUCGUGUCGUCCAACUUCGAGCGCCUGCUGUGGUUCCUCGCCUACGAGUUCGCGUCGAGCGCCGGCAUGGACGACGAGUGGAACAAGAAGCAGGCCGGUCAGGAGGUGUCGUCAUGGUUGGCCGAUCUCAAGAACAAGGGCGGCUUCGGCCCCGUCUACAAGGACGUGCUCGAGACGGCCCGCCGCACCUUUGAGAGCGAGCGUGUCAGCGACCAGGAAACCCUCGAUACCAUCCGCGCCCUCUACAAGGACGUCGGCUAUGUACUUGACCCCCACACCGCCGUCGGCGUCGAGGCCGCCAAGCGCUCCGCCACCCGCGCCACCCCUGAUACCCCCAUCAUCUCGCUCUCUACCGCCCACCCGGCCAAGUUUGCUGGCGCCGUCACCCUCGCCCUCAAGGAUGAGGAGGGCUUCGAGUUUGACGCCAAGGUGCUACCUCCGGAGUUCGUCGGGCUGGACAAGAAGGAGAAGAGGGUCAGGGAUGUGGAGAACAACUGGAAGGCCGUGCGGGAGUUGGUUAAGGAGGAGGUUGAGGAGGAGCUGAAGGGAAAAAGGUAA